Messenger RNA from Eublepharis macularius, 6809 nucleotides. RefSeq lists its product as uncharacterized. Gene Ontology annotation, cellular component: Z disc; cell junction; cell projection. Gene Ontology annotation, biological process: actin cytoskeleton organization; muscle cell development. The record is from RefSeq and is a predicted model, not a curated record. Bases 4 to 4242 code for a protein of 1412 amino acids. Lineage: Eukaryota; Metazoa; Chordata; Lepidosauria; Squamata; Eublepharidae. Gene Ontology annotation, molecular function: phospholipid binding; actin filament binding. The transcript is spliced from 17 exons.
CAGAUGGAACCCUCCCCCGAACACACAGCAGCUGCAAUGAUUCAGAGAAAAAUGGAACGCGUGAAAGACAAAUUAACCUGUGUACAAGAGGCCCUCCGGCACCGGGCAUCAGAUCUGCAUGAUUCCCUGGUUUUAACUGAAUUCUUACAGAAUGUGCAGUUGGAAGAGAUGCUAAGUCAGAGGAACCACACCCUGGCAGUGGCUGAUCAGCUAGGCUCACCAGAGUCUUUGCCUUUCCUCAUAGCCCAUGGUGGGCAACAGCUGGGCAGUAAGGACCUAUGCAGACCACUGAAGGAGCUGCAAGAGGCAGUAGAGAUGCUGAAUGAUGUGGUGAAAGAACGGGAGUGGGCUAUGGAGGCAAUGACUGAGACAGAGAGUCUGGAUUGCUUUGCACAAGCUUUGAAAGAUGGGGAGGAAACAAGGCUGGCCUGGAUCACCUCCCAGAUGGAGACCUUGCGGGUAAAUGCAGAAGCAUUGGCUCAGGACCUCACUCAAGCAGAGAGGAGCUUUGCCACAGUGAAAAGUGAGCUGGAGCUACUGGAGCUGCAGGGCUUGUUGAGAAGGCAGCAAGAGAUAGAGAGUGAUAUGUCUGACCUGGAAGUAAACCUGGAGGACCUGGAGAGAGCAGCUGUUCAGCUGGAGAGUCCCUACCUGGUUCAAGAAAUACUGGAGGCUUGGAAGGAGCUGCAAAAUGUGGUAUUGGAAAAUGCAGUCCUGGCACAGCGUGCCGUUUGUUUGCGACAAUUCUUCAGAGAUUAUUUAGCCAUUAUCUCCUGGACAGAAGACACCCGUGCACAGAUCUUCUCAGAGAGUCUGAGCAGUACUCAUAGUCUGUCCACGAAUCAGUGGGAAGAGCUGGAGAACAACAUUGAGACUAAGUUGAAGGAGUUUGAAGAGUUGGCAGCUGCAGGAUGGCACCUGGUGGCUGAGAAGCAUGACCUCAGUGAGACAAUAAAAGAGCGAAUGGAAGAGCUGCAGAGCAUGUUGGGAUGGGUGAUAGUGCGUUGGCGAGCACAGAGUUCUCAGAAGGAGCCUGGCACCAAGAAUGGUGGCUGGAAGAGUCAAGAUGGCACCCAGAGAGUGGCCAAGAAGCACCAAAUUAAAGUAGCCCCUGAAGUAGAUAUGCCUGAUGCAGAUGGUCUCCCAAGACCCAGUGUCUCUGAAGGGUCUCCAUUCCCAUUAUGGUCCCUCCAGGAUGGUUUAGCAUCACAGCGUCAUGGACAGGAGAGAGGAGAGGACUCUGCUACAGUCCUGUCUAUUGCUGAUGUUUUCCCAGUGUGUAAAAAGAGCUCAAAGGAAUCAGUAAACUGUAUGCCCUCUAAGAAGGAUAUCCCCAAGGAAACAUUGUCCCUAAAGUCCACAGAGAACUCAGUUCUACUAGUACCACAACAAGGUGCUGGCAACCUGGGAGGCACAGUGAACUUGAUCUUGAGUAUUGGCAAUAAAGGGGACAAAAAGGCACCAGUGGAAAGAGGAGUACCAACAUCAGUAGAAGAGGAGGCCUUGCACAAGGUCAGCACCUAUUUGCUUGUGAAGGAGGACAAAGAUAAUGGUGUGGCCUGUAGAAGCUCAGCCAUGGCACAACUUGCUAAGCAAAUGACUACUCAAGCUCAAUUUUUCCCGAUUCCCACUACAAGGCGAGGUACCACCACCUUCCACACUUUGCCAAAGACCAGCUCCAGCACCCUGUGCCUGAGCAAAAAAGGAAAAGGAAUGAUAGCAGAUGCCCAGUGGUUCACUUUGCAAGGGAUCAUGGGAGCAGAGCCAAGUGAUUUGCAGCCUCUUCAGGAGAAGCAGCACAAUAGUACCUGGCCCCCUAAGUGCAGCAGAAAGGCACAUUGCCUACCACACAGAGAGCUGAUGGACAAUGUGAAGAACCCAUUGGCAUGGGCUACUGAUACUGAAUGUGACUCAGUUGGGAAAGGAUCUGGAUGCCACAUGUUUGUGAAAGAUAGCAAAAGUCUCAGCACCCCCAACACACUUUUAGAGAGAACGAACAUGUGCCAGCAUCUUUCUCUGGGUUCUGUCCUGAGCCUGGAGCUCCCCAAGGAUCCCACAGCCUUGAAGAACAUCCAUAAUACCAUCAGCAUAGCUCAAGAGGGACUAGUAGCUAGAAGGGAAGCAGGCCAGGCCAGUGGAGUGGCUCAGUGGAGCACCAAUGGAGUAAAGAUACAAGAUAAUGAUACCAGCCUGCAGAAGAGAACAGUAGGAGUGCAGCCAGCCAGUCAAAGGGGGGAUGUUCAUCACAAGUUUCCCAGGAAAAAGAGGGGCACAUGGUUUGAAGAGGUGAGUUGCAACCCAAGCUACAGCCUGCAGAAGGCUAAUUGUAUUGCUCCUUGCAAAGAGGACAAACAGAGUCCCAAGAGCCAGAGCAGUUCCAGUGAUGAAUACUUGGAUUUCAAGCAGAACCAGUUGUCCUGUAUCAGUGUACUGCAUGAGGAGUUAAACUGGGAAUGGGACAAAUUAGCUGCCCCACUGGGUACCACUGGUACCAUUAAUGAGAGGUUGCAGGCAAAGGGUCCAACUGAGCACACAACCAAAGUCAAAGAAGCAUCUAGAGUGAAACUCAAGCCUUCCCCUGCUGCACAUAGUAGUAUUGUUGAUGCAGCUCCUAGUGCAGCCAAAGUUAAAGGCCCUGCAGUAAAUGCAAUGCCUAACAAGGAAGCCAGCCAGAGUGAAUCAGAAGGAAGUUUGGAAAGAAUCCCAGUUUUAUUGCACCACAAGGAAUUCAAAUCCCCCACUAAGGUAUCUGUGUUUGAAUGUGAACUAGGCCACCAAGGAGGCAUCCCAGCAUCUUCAGUGCCAGACUCUUUAAUCCUGGCUCCAGGAGGAAAUACAACUGAAGGACCAAAGUUGCUAGGCAGAACAGACAUUUGUCACCCUGCCCAUGAGUUGUUUGAAGAGGAAGAGGAGGAGCUGCAGGCCAUAUGGAGUAAUGUGGAGAAGCACAAGAGAAGUGGCCCAGGGAGAAAGGUAGACAAGGCACAAAGCCCAAAUGAUUCUGAUGGAAAAAUCAUCUUGACAGCAGCAGAUAAUGUGCUGGUGGCUAAGUUCAAGCUUCCCACUUCUGUCCAGCCACUUCAGGGUUCAGAAGAGGGAAAAGGAUCCAAUAAGGGACUUGGUAGGAAGAGCAGUUCAAGUCAGUGCUGGGCAUCUUUGCCUUCUUGCCAGGAGCCACCUGAAAGUACAGAGGUUGCACCCAUGGGAACAGUGCUGAACUUCUGCCCAGGGGACCAGCAGAAGCUCCAAGAAGACUGCAGAGGUGUCAACAAGCCUCUGCCCAAUAAAGUGGAGCUUCAGAUGAUGGAAGGAACUCUGGAGAGGAAGCACCUGUUGCAGGCAGGAGGCAGAAAGGCAAAUUGUCGUUCCUGGAAUACAUUCCAUACGGUGCUGAUGAGACAAACUCUGUGUUUCUACCAAGACAAGAAAGACACUCUCAAGCAGAGCUCCAUGGUGGCCUUACCACUGAAUCUCUGUGGAGCCGUCUGCACCCUGGAAACAGAAUACACCAAAAAGACCAAUUGUUUCACACUGCAGUUGAAGGAUGGUUCCAAGUACCUCCUUAGAGCUCUGACUGAACCACUUAUGAAAGAGUGGAUUACCAAACUGCAGCAAAAUUCAGGUUUACCAGAAGUAGAUUAUUUCCAGUCAGCUUCCCAGGCUGCCCAAAGGACAACCUCUGCUGCUAGUGUGAUUCCUGGCCUUGGCGCCUCCCACUUACUUGGCCUUCGUCAGCCCCUUGCAGCAAAGAGCCAAGAGGAUAUGCUUCUGCCUGGGUCAAGUGCAAGGCUGCAGCUGCCUUAUGAUACUCAGGAUGGCCCACUGGAGUCUGCAGCACUACAGGGAGGAAAUAAUCAGAGAUCUGCUGCCAUUUAUACAACAGAGCACAGUCCAAAGCUGUGCUCUCCAACUGAGUCUCCAAGGACACAAGAUCCCUUUAUGUGUCAGGAAGACGACUAUGGGCUUGUGACAAGCAAGAGGAGAUCAUAUUCCUUCACUUCAGCUACCUACCAGAAGAUCAGCCCAUUGUUGGUACCAAAAGAGCCCUUGGGAGUUGGCAGCAGCUAUUCAGUCACUCUGUACAUUGGAGACCCAGCACCUCCUAUCCUCAGACCUCGCUGCCAUUCCUUCAUGGCCACCCCUGGUGGUGUCCGAGAGACUCUAAGUGAGAGAAGCCAGGGUUCCUCACCUCGCCAGAAAAACAAAUCUGUCUUCAGAAAGUUCUUUGGAAAGAAAGACUGAGAUUUUGCCUCAAUCCUUUCAACCUGGAAAUGGGGUGUGUAACUCUACACAGGCACUGUGUCUGAUUGUGGCCAGUGGGCAAUCCUGAGAUUGCUCUUUCCUGAGACUGCAGAAGAGUGAUGUAAAGGAGACAGGCUCUGGUCUGUGAAACGAUCCAUUAGGCCUCAGGUGUUUUGCUUCACCUGUUCCCUGAUAGUAGUGGAGCUUGAGGGAAGACCAUGCUGAAGUAGAGAAUAUCAACCAAUGGGGUCAGAGGCCUACAGGAAAAAUACCCUAGUCAUUUUGCAGAAGAGUGGUUCAUUGCAGCCUCCUAGGGCUUUCUCCAAGUAUAUCAGGGACCAGUCUUUGUGGUUCUCACAAGUUAAUGGAGGCUUUGGGGUAAUGCAUUCCCAGGUAUAUAUGUAUUAAUACUGUAUUUGUAUUCAAAUGGUGGGGAGUCCUGUGGUUCCUUCCUAGCAAAUGUUUGCAUGAUUUCUGAUAGGUUCAACAAAGAAAUAGUUUCCAUAGAUCCAGAGUCAAGUAAUCUGUUGCCAACUUUAAAAAUUUGCUGUUGCUCCUGUGCCUAUAACAGCACUAUGAUCGCCAGAUAUUUGACAAAUGAUAAUGCUUAUCCUUAUUCCAUGUGCCAUUUCUAGAUUUUUGCAGACCAGGCUGCCAUAAAAACAGUAAAUGUUUUUGAUCAUUUGGCAACACUGUUCAGGCGUGGAAUCUCCCCAUAUUUCCUGAGUAAUUGUGUCUUGCACUGUAUGAAUGUAGAGUUAGCAUAUAUCUGAUCCAAAGACUGCUGAAGGUUGACCAACCAUCUGGGAAAUAAUAACUUUAGGAGCCUAAUGAAAUCAAUUAUACCCACAGUGUACAGAAAUACAGAUCGAGUGUUCACUCUCGUUAAAGAAAUCUAAUGUUCAUUCUGCUUUUCUUUUCGUCUGCCUAUAACGCCAAGCGCAGGAGCAAAUGUGGCUUGUUCAGUUGCCAGUUGCAUCUCCUGCAGAAAUAUUGACGCCACAUGAAAAAACCAAUUGGCCAUCGGUGUGGCUUCAUUCAAAGUGCAUUAGAACUAAUUAAGUUGCAAAGUGAAAAACAGUGAAUCUCUUACUGAAUUGUUCCAAGGCACACUUCCACAGUCUGAUUUAAAGAAUGGAAAUCCUAAGAGUAAGUGCUUUAUAGUUACUCCUGAAUAGUAGGGAAGAUAACAUGCAGCACGCUGCAAGCAGAAAGCGCAAAACUUAAUAUCUGCUGGUAUCUGAGGGCCAAAUGCUGCUUUGCCUUAAAAGAGCCUCUUCCUGAAUCCCUGCUUGUUGAAACAAUGUAAGGAUGGGGAACACUUGUUGGUGAGAAAUGGCAGCCAUUUUACCUCUUCCUGUGGCCACCAAUUCUUCCCUGCAAAUGCUGCUUCCAGCCCCUGCCGCACCCCCAUUUAUUUCCAGAGCUGCAGUGUGGGGAAGCUUUUUUAAUAGCCUGGGGGAUAUUUGUAGGGAAGAGGUAGCAAACAGUAAACAUUCUAGCCUGCAAACUUUCCCCCUAAACUCUCGGUAAAGCUUUAAAGCAUUUAAGAGCUUUUAUUUGCCUCGUAAUAUGAAGUUCUGCACCGUCACCCCUCAAAUGUGAACGGAAGGGAUUUCCAUGCUGCAUUCUAGUACCUCUGCCACCUGCUUUUCACUUGUGAUGAGUUUGUCUUAUCCAUGGUAAACAUAUUUUUGGUUGAGGAGCUUGCCUAUUCUGUACACAUUGUCCCUGAAUGAAGAGACUAUUAAAUUUGUGUGGCGGAGAAGACAUCUCUUUCAAAAGAUGGUGGUUGGUUUAAAAUCAGCACUAGCAGCUAUGAUAUGACUUUUACAUUUGCUUCUUCCAGUUUCCUUCUACCCACUCCCAUACUCUUUCUGUUUGGGGUAUUGGGCCAGUACAGGCACUUAGUUUAACACUAACAUCCAAGUAAACACCUCCAUACCACCUCAAUGAGAGCCAAACUAGAAAUUGCAGUGGCCACGGGUCCAACUGUAGCAUUUUUAAAUGGCCAAAUUCGCCUCUAAAAUGGCAUUGGUGACCAUGGGUCUGAACUGUGGCUAUCAUAAUGUUUAGUUUGGCUCUGAGAGCAGGUGAAAAGACAUGCAGUUUAAUCCAGGAACCUGAUACAGGCUUUUUCUCAUUUCUUCUUGCUGGGUCUGACACACACCAGCAAUGGCACUCUGGUGGGCUAUUUCACAUAGGACAACAUUUCCAACAUUAUUAUUUAUUUCCAAAAUUUGUACACCACCAUUCUGUCUGAUCAGGGCUGGCUACAUGGGAGGACUCUUCCCUGUAAAAAAUAGCGUGAACCUUGCAUGUGGUUUGUUGCAUGCUUGAACAUUCCUGUAUUUGUGCUGAAAAUAGAUAACCUCUGUACACUAUAGCUGGUAUACCCCAUGUGUAUUCUACAACUGUUACAAUAUUAUGGCUAAGCAACUGAGCUAUGAAUUGGAAAGUGAUUGCUUUGAAUCUUACCUCUACACUCAAUACAGUAGGUGCCCUUAGGCCAGCCACUAUCUCAAUCUCCUGUCUACAGUGUGCGUGUGUGCCGUCAACACUAUGAA